GUGGGUGUGUGUUUCAUCUCAACCUAUUUUCCUCUUCAUUCAAAAGAGCUCUGUGAGCUAAACCGUUCAUCACUUUAUCAGUUGAUUCAGCUGUCCAUGUGGACUAGAAAUGCGAACCAGAAAACAGAGAUGUGAAGAAAUCCGUUUCUGUCAGUUGGGAUCCAGGAGAAGGAGGUGGAAGCUGGAGACGGCUGUUCUGCUCACCACGGCCAUUCUGUGUUUGUUAUUAUUUCUGCGAAUAGACAUUCAGAACAAGAAAUCACAAAACACAACUGACAAACCAAAGUUCAAACCUGAACCUCAGACAUCACCAGACCUGUUCCUGAGAUCAGCAAACAAAUGUGAGCGAAAUUCGUCUGCAUCCAACAUUACAGGCUUUUCCACUUUACCCAAACACAUCCAAGAUUUCCUUUUUUACCGCCACUGUCGGCAUUUCCCUAUGCUGCUCAACAUUCCUGGGAAGUGCGGCGGUCCAGAGAACACUGCAGAUGUUUUCCUGCUGCUGGCCAUCAAAAGUUCUCCACCCAACUACGAGCGGCGGGAGGUUCUGCGAAAAACGUGGGCUUCUGAGAGGCUUCAGAGUGGCGUGUGGAUCCGCACUGUGUUCAUAUCUGGAACCACAGGAGACAGGUUCGAGAAGAAAAGACUGAACAAACUCCUGCAGCUGGAGAACCGCAAGUACCAGGACAUACUUCAGUGGGACUUUGAAGAUUCCUUUUUCAACCUUACACUGAAGCAGGUCCUAUUCCUGGAAUGGAUGGAGAGGUUUUGUCCCAAUGUGCACUUUCUCCUCAACGGAGAUGACGACAUUUUCGCCAACACAGACAACAUGGUGCAGUAUCUCAAAGGGUUAGAUGAUAACGCUGGAAGCAAACAUCUAUUUAUCGGCCAGUUGAUCGAAAACACGGAUCCGGUCCGUUUCCAGGCCAGUAAAUACUACGUCCCGGUCCAAGUCUAUGAAUCAGAUAAGUAUCCUCCCUACUGCAGCGGAGGCGGCUUCCUGUUGUCACGUUUCACUUCCAGAACCAUCUACAACAUGUCUCAUUCCAUCACCCUGGUCCCCAUCGAUGAUGUUUACAUUGGAAUGUGUCUGGAAAAGGCUGGACUUAAACCCUUGUCUCAUAUGGGAGUGAAGCCACUGGGCCUGAACAUUCCCUCAGUAAAGCUGGACCCCUACAGUCCAUGCUACUACCGUGAGGUUCUCCUGGUCCACAGGUUCCUCCCACACCAGAUUUUUAUUAUGUGGAAUGAAGUCCAUCGACAAGAUUUGGUUUGUGGAAAGAAAGCACUUAGUGAGCAGAAUGACACAAACAUGUGACACAAAAAUGAAACAAAACAAUAAAUACCAAAACAGAGGCUGAUGACACGUGCUGGUUAUGAACAUCAUUAUAGAGCAGUUACUGAGUAAAAAAUAUUACUCACUGUCAAAUUUAACACAACUGCACUCUAGUGAUGUUCAUAAACAGGGUGAUUGGCUAUAAUUCCGUAAUUUAAUUUAAUCGUUUCAACCUCAAAAUCAGCUAACGUUUGUUUGAUCACUUUUUACUGGCUCCCAACUGCUAUGAUGAGACCAAUCAGAAUCCAGCUAACUCACUACACUCUGCGCUCAGUGGAAUGUCAUUUUAUUAGCACCUUAUUUUAAUCAUUUUCACUAGAAAGGUCAUAAAGAUUUUAUGGAAACAUUAAUAAUAUGGUGAGGUUGACUUACGGUAGAUUGUGCUUUAAGAAAUAACACACUACAGACAGUGCAGUUAGAGGAAAAUGGAUUAUUUCCCCAUAACAGCACGUAUUUUAUUACUCUUAUACCACAAUUCAAUUCAAUUUUAUUUGUAUAGCGCUUUUAACAAUGGACAUUGUCACAAAGCAGCUUUACAGAAAUAAAUGGAUUCACAAAAAUAUAUUGUAAAUAUGUGAAUUUAUCCCUAAUGAGCAAGCCACUGGCGACGGUGGCAAGGAAAAACUCCCUGAGAUGAUAUGAGGAAGAAACCUUGAGAGGAACCAGGCUUAAAAGGAACCCAUCCUCAUCUGGGAUAGUGCAAUUAUAAAAAAAUCCCUUCUAUUAUUGUGUACUAUAUGGACAAAUAGUGCAAUUGUGCAACCAAUAAAUUCAUCACAGUUUUUGCAAGAAGUCCGGUUGGUUAAAAUCAGAUUGUGAGGUACCUCUUCAUAAAAUACUUAAAU
Molecule: messenger RNA, 2181 nt
Organism: Pangasianodon hypophthalmus (striped catfish)
Lineage: Eukaryota; Metazoa; Chordata; Actinopteri; Siluriformes; Pangasiidae
Product: N-acetyllactosaminide beta-1,3-N-acetylglucosaminyltransferase 3-like
Exons: 2
Coding region: 110-1318 (402 amino acids)
Cellular component (GO): membrane
Molecular function (GO): hexosyltransferase activity
Source: RefSeq, a predicted model, not a curated record